AUGCAGGGCAACGAGAGUCAGCCGCCCCAGCCCCUUCGGCGUGGUGAGCAUAAUGCUGCGGCGAUGCUUCCUGUUGAUCCAUCGUUUAUAUUUGACGAGGGAAGAGGCACCGUUCCUUUCACCCAGCAAGGCACUCAGCAGCCAACGCUUUCCGCAUCACGUCAGCGUCCUCGCUUUGCCACCGCGCAGGAUCUUGAUGAUGCCCUCCUGCAAGCCAUUGAAGGUAAAAUUACCCGCAAGAAUGCUUGGGUCUCGAAGGACGCUAGCAACCUGCUGGAGGGCAUCACCCAUACGGUUGAGAGCACAUUAGAUGCUGCAACAACUACCGACGAGUAUUCCAGCUUUGCCAAGGUGGCAACUGUUGUGGAGGGAUGCUCAAAGGUCUGGACAAGUCGCGUUGACAGCACUUACCAGCGCUCCAACCAGAUGGUACGGCGUCUGCUGCGAAACGAAGAGGGCGGUGAUGAUGGCAGCGACGGCGAGAGAAAUGUUGCGGAUGAUGACGCCAGUGGCGAAGGCCCUGCUGCUGCCGCUGCUGCUGAACGCAGGAAGAAGGCUGCCCAACGCCGCACGCAGUCGGUCCGCACUAUCGCAAUGGAUCCGUCAGAAAUCAAUUUGGACGGCAGGGGUCGCAUGACACUUGUUCACACGGGCAUGAAUGCACAGUUUCGUGCCAUCACGGAAAAGUUUGAUCAGGGCAACGCCCAAGGUCUGUUGCUGCACAACACACCAUUGGGGAGCGCGGGAAAUUUGAUUCUCGACGUGGAUUACGCACGCGAUACAGGUCGGGAGUACUCUGCGCGACGUAUUCGACUCUCUGGUGGAUCACGAAAAGUCAAAGAAGAACCGGAGGACGAGGAAACGGUAACGUUCGCUGUUGCUGAAGAAGAGUUCGAUGUUGGUCUUGACGCUCCCCUCGAAUUACCUCCGUUCCAGUCUGUUUUUUUGACAACAGCGUCGGCGGGGCACAGUCCGCUUUCCGGCGAUGGAAGUGUUAGUGGCAGUGGCGCAGGAGGUGGUAACAGACUGAGUGGCAAUAGCAGCAUGAAGGCAGAGGAGGAGGAGGCCUGGCGGCCAUCGAUCAUGUUGCCGUCGCUGCUGCUUCUACCACACACGGCGCCGAUACAGGCGGAGGAACCUGGAGGUGGCCAUAUGAUGACUGCAGGGGAACCACAAGGCCAACCACAAGAAAAUCCACAGGAGCUGGGGGCCGUUACCUCGCUCUUCCCUACAGAAUACCAGCAACAGCAACAGCCUCCUGAGUAUGAUCAUGGCAUGGAUGAUGGGGACUGGGGUGGCGGCAUGGAUUACGGCGAUUUUUGUGACGAUGGCAACACAGUUGCCAGCGUUGGUGUUGCGGAUGGGAGCGAUGCAAAUAGUGAGUUUUUGCGCGAGCGUGCCGUGGCGGAGGCGCGUCAUUUGGUCUCAGGAGCCACGGAGUUAAAUGCCAUGGACGGUUGUCUUUUCGGGGAAAAUCGUCUGGCACUCGAGGCAGAAGACCCCACAUCAUGGUUCCCGCUUGCAGAGCCACCAGCAAAUGCCUUGUUGGGUAGUGGAGCACACAAAAACUCCGAAUUGCUGCGGCUGCACAAGGAGCACCGUGUCGUCCAGGCUUUUGCACAAUCCCCGGGAGCCUCCACACCGGCGAACAAACGUGUUAAGCGAGAGAAGACCGUUGUGUUUGAUCUACCGGGCGAGCUGAUCUCUACCUCUGCUGCAGGAGGCUCUGGAGAUGGUGGGGACGUGGUGAGCUCCUUGUCCUCAUCCUCUUUCCUCCUGAGCGGAAAAGGCUUUGACAGUUCAACCCUCAAGCAGAGCACAACUGUCGGAAAGAACAUUACGUCAAUUGGGAAGGAACUACUGCUCAGUAAGGAUCCAAAUGCCAUUCUUGCAUUUACACAGAGUGCUGUGCAGCGCAGCAGGGCGCAAGAGGCGGGGUUGUUGCUUGCAGAGCCGCCCGUGCCCGGUAAAAGCAUUCCGUCGUAUCUUCCAUAUCCAAUCACCGUGCCGAGUUUCUUUCAGCCCUUUUCAACGUCGCUCUUGCAGUGGAAUCUCUUGCGCAAGUCCGCAACGGGCCAAAAUUUUGCACUCAGCAGCGCUGCACCGUCACGACGCGUGAGUGGCAUGACUGCGAAGAAUGACUGGGAUACAGGGAGGAAUGAAGACUCGCAGAGUCAAUUUGGAAACCACGACGAUGCAGAUGGCGGGGGUAGCGUCUCCGGCACAGUCGGCGCCAUGCCGGCGGAGUUUUUUUACGGCGGUGCUGAGGCCGACGACGAAUUCAUGGGCGCUGGCGGGUACGACGACUACGAUGAGGAUGGCGGUCGCGCUUACGGGGACGUGGAGGACCCGCUGCGGCAAGUGGAGGCGCAAAUAUUGUCAAGCUUCGAGCGGUUAGAGUUGGCGCGGGCAGCAAGCAGCACGGGGACAGUGUUGAACGACGGACGCCGCAGUGGUGCCGAUGAACUCGCUGGCGCUGAUCCAAUGAGGCUUGCGAAAGUCCUGCAGCCGCCACAAACGGCGCUCCCGUCGCAGGUGGACGUUGCGAAGCUGCGGCAGGCGAUGUGGGAGUUGCUGGACGACGCGAUACAACGCAGCUCCGCCGUCAAGGAGCAGUGCCACAAGAGGGAGGUGCGGCAGAAAACGGCGGGUCACAAACGUCGCCGUGCGGCCAAUGGGGAUGAGGACGAGGACGACGACGAGAGGGAUUCGGAGAGGCCGAGUGGGAACGAUUUGCCGCGGUUCAGUGAAAUUGUUAUGCCAAUUUUGCCGCGGGUGCCGACGAUAUCCGCCACCGGCACUCUCUCUCCAGCCUUCUUCUUCUUUUCCAUUCUCUUCCUUGCCAACGAGCACGGGGUGGUGCUGGAGAGUGUUCCGGGGCUGGACGACCUCGUCGUGCAAGGCGUGAGCCACCCAACGACCCCCGCAGCCGCAGAGUAA
This is a messenger RNA of Trypanosoma cruzi, 2940 nucleotides long. RefSeq lists its product as uncharacterized. Gene Ontology annotation, molecular function: chromatin binding. The transcript has a single exon. Gene Ontology annotation, biological process: mitotic chromosome condensation. NCBI's taxonomy places the organism in Eukaryota, Euglenozoa, Kinetoplastea, Trypanosomatida, Trypanosomatidae. The coding region runs from base 1 to 2940 and encodes 979 amino acids. The record is from RefSeq and is a predicted model, not a curated record. Gene Ontology annotation, cellular component: condensin complex.